Molecule: messenger RNA, 507 nt
Organism: Trichoderma harzianum CBS 226.95
Lineage: Eukaryota; Fungi; Ascomycota; Sordariomycetes; Hypocreales; Hypocreaceae
Exons: 1
Coding region: 216-410 (64 amino acids)
Source: RefSeq, a predicted model, not a curated record
AUCUCACAUUCACGGCUACGAUCCGGCAUAGCAGAUUAAAUCACACGAUUCCCUUUUCUCCUUCCGGAUCUUUUCAUUUUUCUCCAGGGGACCAGCCAGCCCUACUUCGGCACUCGCAACAAGGGCUUUUUGCUUCCAAAUUCUCUUCCGUUUCUCUCACAGUUUUAACCUUGCCGGAUCCUCUCCUCCGUCCUCCGUCGAUCCCUUAGAAUCUUAUGAUCGGUGGCGUGAGCCGGGCGCGACCGGCUCUUCCGUGUGGGUUACGCUUCCGAUUCGCUGGGCUCGACUUGUUUCAAGUUGUCCGUCUUUUCUCGCAUUCUGUUUCCGAACUUCCCCUGUUGCUCUUCCGUUCUGUGACGUGCUGCCCACGGCAAUUGUUAGUACAUCAUGCCAUGUUGUAUCUUGAUUGAUCUCUGUUUCGUCCAAGGGGGGAGGGGGGUGCAUAAACAUUUUCUUUGGUUGAAUCCAUUACAUGAAACGAGAGGGCAUUAACUUGCCGUGGAUCCA